AUGAAUUAUGAUUAUAUAGGUGCCAUUAAGAUAAAAGAUGGAUUAUUUUUAGGAGAUUAAUUUGCUGCAUAGGUAUUGAUUAAUGAUUAGAUUAGGAUCUUGAAUUUAUAGUUACUAACAAAGUUUCAAGAAUUAUUAACUGUGCAUCUAAAUAAAUACCAAAUCACUGGGAAUCUAUUGGGAUAGUUUAUAUGUCUUUUCCAUGGCUUGAUACUGAUUAAUAAGUAUUAAGAAUAUCUUAAUCUCUAGGUUAUUUUUCAAUAAGAUGAGAUAAUUAAUAAUAUAAUUAAAUUUGUAGAUGAUGCAUAAAAUAAUGGAGAAAGUGUUAUAGUUUUAUCAGUUAAAGGCCAUAAUAGAUCUGUAGCAACUUUAUGUGUUUACUUAAUGAAGAAAUAUAGAUGGACUCUAUAUAAAACACUUUAAUAUAUGCAUAAUAGAAGACCAGAUUUAGAAAUUAGAGCUCAUUUCUUUAAUUAAUUAUUAUCAGUUGAAACUAGAUUAUAAAAAUAAGGUUAUGGUGCUAAGAGUUAUAAUUGGGAUGAAGUAUAUACAUAAGGUGAAAAUGAUGAAAUUGUAUUAAGAAAUACAUAUUUGAACUCUUAAGCAUAAGGAGUAGCUGAAUUUAAAGAUCAUGAUCCAAAACCAAAAGAAUCUAAGUUCUGCAUAUUUAUAUUUCUAGAUUGAAAUUUGCUGAAAAGGUCUCUAUGUAUAUUCCACCUUAUGACAAAGUAAUAUUCUCUAAAACAAGAUAAAUUUCAGAUGCUAAAUCUAUUAUUAAGUUAUCAGGUUCAUCUAAAUAAAUAGAUCCAUCAUUUUAAUAAUAAACUUAAAAACAAUAGUCUAUAAAUAAUUAAAAUUAAUCCAACAUAUAAUAAUAAUAAUAAUAAUAAUAAAAAGAUUCAUAAAAAUCAAGUGUAUAAUACAUUUAAUCUAUCUAUCCUUAAAGACCUUAAUCUUAAGGCAUUCAAUAAUAAAGAUUAAAUAAAAGUGAUAGUGUUAAAUCUGGAUAAGUCUUAGAUAAUAAUCUUAAUUGUAAAUUCUUUAUUAUUAUAUCUUUUAGAAUCACAAAAAGUUUAAAUGAAUAAUUUUAUGGACUCAAAAGAAUAGUUUCUAUAAAAGUCUCAAUAAAAUAAUGGAACUAGAAGACCUUAAACUGCUCCUAAUUAAUUAAAAGCUCCUAGAAUACAAACUACUCCUUAUAAAAGAAAUACUAGUUCAGGUUAAAGAUAAGAAACAGGAUCUUAACCUAAUUCAUAAUUUAAACCUAUGAGAUAAAGAGCAUAAUCUCCUAAUUCUGCUUAUAAUUCCUAAAAUCCAUAUAUAUAACGAUAAUUUAAAGCCAAAGCAUGGAAAAAAUGA
This is a messenger RNA of Paramecium sonneborni, 1359 nucleotides long. Lineage: Eukaryota; Ciliophora; Oligohymenophorea; Peniculida; Parameciidae. The record is from the annotation of a GenBank genome assembly.